UGGAAAGGAUGGAGUUCCUCCGCGCGGAACAACAGCAGGCAGCGGAGCAGUUCAGCGACAAGAAACAAGUCUGGAUCAAUGACAAGGAUCAUGGCUUCGCCAAGGCUUCCAUCAUUAAGGACGAUGGGGAAAAUGUUCUCGUUCAAAAUACCGUAACAAUGCAGGAAAUAACAGUAAAGAAGGAGGAUAUCCAGCAGAUAAACCCCCCUAAGUUCGAGAAACUGGAGGAUAUGGCUAACCUGACAUACCUGAACGAGGCUAGUGUCCUUCACAACCUCCGACAGAGAUACUUCUCAUCCAUGAUCUACACCUACUCUGGCAUCUUCUGUGUGGCUGUCAACCCUUACGCUAGACUGCCCAUAUACACUAAAGAAGUGAUCAACUCUUACCGUGGAAAGAGGCGUACGGAGAUGCCCCCUCAUAUCUACACCGUUGCUGACGAAUCUUACCAAACCAUGAUCCAACAGAGGGAGAAUCAGUCUAUCCUUAUUACCGGAGAAUCCGGUGCUGGAAAAACAGAAAAUACCAAAAAAGUUAUCCAAUACUUUGCCUCAAUUUGCGGGGUUGAGAGUAAAAGUACCGAUGGUAGCAAUCUGGAUGAACAGCUUGUCCGAUGUAAUCCUGUCCUUGAGGCUUUCGGAAACGCCAAGACUAUCAAGAACGACAACUCUUCCAGAUUCGGAAAAUUCAUCCGUAUUCAUUUCGGAACCCAGGGCAAAAUCCAUAGGUAAAUUAAUGAUUUAUUAUGCAUGCAGUUUAGUUUUGUACUUAACACUACAUCUUCAGUUGUAUCCUACUUCGCAUCAGUCUGUGGAGUGGGUGAUCAGGUUGGCCAAAGCAACAGUGACCCUGAGUCCCCGGAAGGAAAAACCACACUUGACCAGGCCCUUGUCCGAUGUAAUCCUGUCCUUGAGGCGUUCGGAAACGCCAAAACCCUGAAAAACGACAACUCCUCGCGAUUUGGAAAGUUUAUAAGGAUACAUUUUGGUGGUACCGGGAAGAUUCAUAGUGCUGACAUAGAGAGGUAUCUUCUGGAGAAGGCAAGAGUAACUUAUCAGAACCCUGAUGAGAGAUCUUUCCAUAUCUUCUAUCAGAUGCUCAAGGGAAUGAACGCUGACGAGCUAAAGGACUGCCUGUUGACCAACAGUCCCAACAAUUACGCGGUGCUCAGUAACGGAGAUGUCAUCGUUGACAGUCUGGCAGAUCCAGAUCUCUUCCUGGAGACCCAACAGUGCAUGGGUGUCCUCAACUUCUCCAAGGAACUACAGAGGAAGAUAUUCAGGUUCGCUGCUGGAGUACUACAUCUUGGUAACACCCAGCUGAAGUCCAACAAGAGAGAUGAGGGUUGUACCAUUGAUGACGCUCAGUGGAUCGACAAAGCUUGCCACAUGUUUGGUGUAAACGCUGUCGAGAUGACCAAAGCUCUGAUCAAACCUAGGAUCAAAGUAGGAAACGAGUACGUCCACAAGGGUCAGAACGCAGAACAGGUAAAAUACAGUAUCAAUGCCCUUUGUAAGAGUGUGUUCGAGAAGCUGUUUAAACUUGUUCUGGACAUGUGUAACGAGACACUCGAGACCAAACUCAGGAAGAACUUCUUCAUUGGUGUUCUUGAUAUUGCUGGAUUCGAAAUCUUCGAGUUCAACUCGUUCGAGCAGCUGUGUAUUAACCUUACAAACGAGAAGAUCCAGCAGUUCUUCAAUCACCACAUGUUCACAUUAGAGCAGGAAGAAUACAGGAAGGAAGGUAUCAAGUGGGACUUCAUCGACUUCGGGCUGGAUCUGGAGCCAACGAUUGAGCUCAUUGAGAAGAAUAUGGGAGUGUUUGCGGUCAUGGACGAGGAAUGUAUCAUGCCAAAAGCUUCCGACCAGACCUUCCUCUCAAAACUUACCCUCUGUCACAACAACAAACAUCCUAAAUUCCUUAAACCAUCCGCUAAGAGCUCGAUGGGUAUAAACCCAGUGCACUUCCAAGUAAUCCAUUACGCCGGAGUUGUUGGCUAUAACGUCGACGGUUGGUUAGACAAGAACAAGGAUCCUCUGAACGAAAAUGUUGUCGAGCUGUUCGUUAAGAGUAAGGACCCCGUAUUCAGCAAGCUCUUCGAAGCUCCAGAGGUAGCUCACACUGGCCGAGGACGUAAGAAGGGAGGAUCCUUCCAGACGGUGGCCAUGAUCCACAAACAGGCUGUGGAGCACCUCCUCAACACCCUCCAACAGACCACACCUCACUUCAUCAGGUGUAUCCUGCCCAACAUGAAAAAGAAGAGCGGUAUUAUUGAGGCUAAACUUGUUCUCGAACAGCUCAGGUGCAAUGGUGUACUUGAAGGUAUCCGUAUUGUCAGAAAGGGAUUCCCUAACCGUCUCCUUUAUCAAGAGUUCGUCCAAAGGUAUACAAUUCUUGCCCCCAAGGCUAUACCAGCUGGCUUUGUUGAUGGAAUGAAGGCCACUGAGAAACUUGUUGAGGCCCUGAAUCUAGAGGAGAAUGAAUUCCGAAUGGGUUACAGCAAGAUCUUCCUUCGAGCCGGUGUGAUCGGAUCUCUAGAAGAUAAGCGUGAUGAGAGAGUAAAGGAGGUUCUGAUCGGAUUCCAGACCCUUGCAAGAGGCUGGCUGGCCAGGAAGAGGUUCAGGAAGCUUCUAGACCUGAGAGUAGGAGUGCUCGUUGCUCAGAGGAACACAAGACAGUACUUCAUUCUGAGGAAAUGGCAGUGGUGGAGACUGUUCACCAAGGUCAAACCACUCCUCUCCGUCACCAGGCAAGAGGAAGAGUUCAAAGAGAAAGAAAAAGAGAUCGAAAGAGCGAGAAUACAAGCGGAAGAGUUCAAGGUUCAUACUGAUGAUCUCCAGGCGAGACUGGACGCCGCCCUGACUGAGAACGGGAAAGUGAAGGACACCCUCACUAAAGAACAACAAGCUGCUAUUGAAGCCGAAGAGCAGUGUACCAAACUUGAAUCUAUGAAAUCCAAAUUAGAAGAUGAAGUGUCGGGCUUGAUGGAUCAGAUAGAUGAAGAGCAAGAUAACAACUUCAAGAUAAGCGCCCAGAAGAGAGCUCUGGAGGCUGAACUCUCGGAUGUGAAAUCUAACAUAGAAAUUUUAGAAUCGAGUAUCAAGACGAAAGACGCAGAUCUGCAUAGGAAGGACGAGGCUUUAACUGCUAAAGAGGGGGAAUGUGCGAAGAAAGACGAAGAGAUGAGAAGAUUGGCUGAUAAACAGAAGAGUCUGGAAGCUGCCAUAACCGAUCUUGAAGUGAGCCUUGCGUCCGCUUCCGAGAAAGCAGCCAGUUUGGAUAGAGCCAAGAAGAAGGCAGAUACUGAAGUCAAACGUUUGACCGAGGAGCUGGAUAACGAAAGGCUCAACAAAGCUACUUUGGACAAGAACCUGAGGACCAAAGAAACCGAACUCAAAGACACAGUCGCCAAGCUUGAGGAUAUUUCCAACGCCAAAGCACUUUGCGAGGCAGAGCUGAAGAAGCGCGAAGCUGAGUUGGCUCAAUCGAACCAGCUGCUGGAAGAGGAACAAGAGGCCGGUCAGAAGAAAGAUAGAAAUGCUAAAGAUCUGAACAACAAGAUCCACGAUCUUGAGGAAGAACUUGAGGGCGAAAAAGCCGCCAAAGCCCGAGUAGAAAGACAGUGUAAAGAGCUGGAUCGUGAAUUACAGGAUCUUAAUGAGAGGUUGGAAGAAGCUGGAGGUGCUACUGCUGCUCAGAUCGACGUGAACCGACGAAGGGAGGAGGAGAUACAGAAUUUGAAGAAUGAACUCGAGAACUCCGAAAGGGAACAUGGUGAGGCAGUUGAUGGUCUCAAGAAGAAGCUUAAUGAGACUCAACUUAUGUUGGAAGAAUCACAGGAGCUCGCCAAGAAGACUAAAUUGAAGAACGACAAAGACCGAGCCGCUGCUAAGGGUGAGUUUGAUGCUCUAAGCGAAGCCCACGACAACCUCCAAAAACAGAAAUCAGCGCUGGAGAAAACAGCCAGAACGUUGGACGAACAGUUGGGAGACUCUAAUAGUCGUUGUGCUACCAUGGAAACAAAUCUGAGGGACCUAGCUGAUAAAUACAACAAAUUGGUUAAGGAGAACAACGAAUUGUGUGCUCGUAUCGAGGAUAUGGAAGUUAAAGAAGUUAACUUGAACCGAAGCAAAAAGGGCCUGCAAAACCAGAUCGAUGAGCUUAACAGCCAGAUCGAAGUCGUUACUUCUGAGAAGAACGGUCUCGCAAAUCAGCUGAAACAGGCUGCCUCCGAGAUUGACAAUCUACAGGAAGAGCUGGAGAUGUCUAUCAGCGAACGGGAGGACAAGGAGAGAAUGCUUGGCCUCGCACAAAACGAGCUGAUUGCUGUUAAGGGUGUUUGUGAAAGCGAACAUGUACCCAGGAUCGAAGAACUUGAAACUGAGAACAGGAAACUCCAGCUGAAGAUUGCAGAAUUGGAGGAUACUGUUGAUGAAGUUCAAACGAAGGCCAACCAAGCUGACAAGACGAGACAGCGUCUCACACUAGAGUUGGAGGAUACAACUAUUGAGCUUGAUCGUGUGAAGAACGAUCUGGGAUCUAUGGAGAAGAAACAGAGGAAGGUGGAUCAACUGGUGAGCGAAUGGAAGGCAAAAUACGACCAGGAGACGACAAAGAACGAGGGUCUUGUCAGAGAGAUCCAGAAGAUCAACACUGAUUCUAUGAACAUGAAGAACUCCAACACAGAGCUUCAAGAUGAACUUGAUAAUGUGAAGCGACAAAUGAAGUCACUCCAGGGUGAAAAUGCUGAUCUUAUUGAACAGCUGGAGGGAGGCGGCAAAGCCACUCACGAGAUUGAGAAACUGAGGAGAAAGUUGGAGGCAGAGAAUGAAGAGCUAAGGAACCAGCUAGAGGAAGCUGAAACUCUUCUGACAAUGGAGGAGAACAAGACCUCUAAGCUAACUCUAGAGCUUAGCCAGCUGAAAAUGGAAAUGGAGAAGAGGCUCGGAGAGAAGGACGAGGAGACCGACAAGGACAGAAAGAAUCUGCUGAGACAGAUCGACUCUCUGCAUCAAUCUAUCGAGGAUGAAACCAAGAUUAAGAACGACCUGAUGAAAGCCAGGAAGAUGGCUGAUACUGAGGUCGCUGGACUCCACGAUGACCUUGACAAUGCCGAGAAAACAAUAGGAACUCUAAACAGUAACCUAGGCAAGCAGCAGAAGGCAAUCAACGAGCUCCAAACAGCGCUCGAGGACUCUAACAAGAAUGGAGAGAACCUCAAAACAGCGCUUAUUAAGAGUGACAAGAAGGCCUCUACUCUUGCUAACGAGAAGAGCGAUCUCGAAGCGGCAGUUGAGAGAGUCGAGAGACUCCUUAAGAGCAUGGAGAACGAGAAAGCAGAGCUCACCGGUCAAGUCGCCAACCUCGAAACUCAGCGUAAUUCUGUGGAGAGCUCUCGUAAGAAGCUGGAUGCAGAAUGCCACCAGUUGCGUGACUCAAUCGAGGAUCUUGAGGAGGAAAAGAGGACUGCUGAUACGAUGACUCAACGAGCUAACGAGGCCCUUCACCGCACUCAGAGCGAACUAGCUGUAGAACAGGAAGCUAAGAGCAACCAAGAGAGAGCUUGCCAGACUCUUACCAGGAGAAUUGUCGAACUUGAGAGCCAACUCGAGGACUUGGAACAGCAAGCAAGAAACGCUGGCAAGUCCAAGAUAGCCGCCCUGCAGAACAAGGUCCGACAGUCUGAAGCUGAUCUCGACAACGAGUCUAAGAGGCGCAUGGACGCGGAGAAGGCUGUUAAGAAACUGGAGCGAGUGAUCAAGGAGAACGCGUUCAACGCAGAGGAAGAUCAUAAGACGAUCCAAAGACAGCAAGCAACUCUCGACAUGAACAACACCAAAAUCAAGACACUCAAGCGAAACAUGGAUGACUCUGAGACUCAAGUGUCUCAGCUGCAAUCCAAGCUGAGGAAGGCUCAAGCUGAGUUAGCAGAGGCCGAGGAGCGGGCGGAUCUGGCUGAGAGCUCUCUAAGCAGAGCUGCUGGCAGGAACAGAGCGGCUGCUGGUCGAGUAGCUAGGACGAACAGCAGCAGUGGUGGGUCGUACAGUGGGAAACUCCAGAGAAUGGGCAGCACCAGCUCUACCUCGGGCACUCCUCCCCUAACUCGCACCAGCUCUAACUCGAGCACUAAAGGAUAAACUACUGCAUGAGGAGCUCUGAAUCCUACUUAUAUAUCUACUUUAUCACUCGCUACAUGCUCCACGAAUACCAUUGAUUUGGACGUAUGCUUUUCUCGGAAAAAGUGUAUUUUUUAUAGUUUAUUACUAACUAUUGCUUUGUUGAAAAAGAUUCAAUUAAAUAUGUAGCUACAAUUUUGAAGAGAAAUGUUAUGAAUAUGAAUUGCUAUGAUGUACUUUGUUAUUUUCUGAUAUGCCAGUAAUGCCGAAUGCUUAUGUAUCAAUAAAAUUUUAAAUAUUAAAAUAUGGAAUGGAGGUUCACUUCUUUUCAUGUCACUCUAAUUAGCGUUUUGAAUUUAAACCAGUUUUGUUAAGUUGUAAAUCGUCGAAUAUGGAAUUUCUUAAAUCUUUUGUUUAAAGUGAGGUAUGGACUUUUAUGCGACCAACUAUUUUAAGAGAAUAAGUUUGGCUUUGUUUCAAGACAAUGACUACAUGUUAAUUUCUACACCUUUUUAAUUUCAAGCAUCGUGGGAUUUAGGCCCAAGAUCCAUUAAUUAUGGACUUUUAUAUACAUGUUGAUUUUGGAAUUUAUAAUUUUAUUAAAUUCACUCUUAUUUAGAAAA
Messenger RNA from Bolinopsis microptera, 6739 nucleotides. Its product is annotated as myosin heavy chain, striated muscle-like. The record is from RefSeq and is a predicted model, not a curated record. Gene Ontology annotation, molecular function: ATP binding; actin filament binding; microfilament motor activity. NCBI's taxonomy places the organism in Eukaryota, Metazoa, Ctenophora, Tentaculata, Lobata, Bolinopsidae. The transcript has 30 exons. Gene Ontology annotation, cellular component: myosin II complex; cytoplasm; myosin filament. Bases 750 to 6137 code for a protein of 1795 amino acids.